This is a messenger RNA of Aspergillus glaucus CBS 516.65, 447 nucleotides long. RefSeq lists its product as uncharacterized. The record is from RefSeq and is a predicted model, not a curated record. Bases 1 to 447 code for a protein of 148 amino acids. The transcript has a single exon. Lineage: Eukaryota; Fungi; Ascomycota; Eurotiomycetes; Eurotiales; Aspergillaceae.
AUGUAUCAGGCGUUGAAGGCAUUCUAUAUGACACUUGCAGGCUUGCCGUACCAUGAGCAGAGCAAGGUGGUCAAUACUUUUACAUUGACGCUGGGUCCCCAUGGUGCACAAAUGGCCGAUGUGGUUUCAUCCUUUAAAGAGGCGUUUAGUGAGCUGAGGACUGGGAAGUGGGUGUUAUGCAGUGGUGAGAUGACAUUGGUUAACAUCAGUUUGCUAGCGCUUACAGCAGAUAUGCCACAGCAAGCUGCAAACAGUGGAUCCCUGGCACAUCAAGCAGAGAUUGGCUGUCGGUCAUGCUACUGCCCUAGAGGUUCACACAGGGACUUGUACUAUGAUGUGGUUUCUAAUGGCAGAUACCAUUUCAACACUGGUAUCAAGCGAGCCCAUGCAAUGGGGAUUGACAGGCGAGGGGAUCAGAACACAUAUUUCCAGAGUAUUGGGCUUUGA